CAUCGUGGAGCUUCUAUCUGUCACGAGUAUUUCCGAAUCGAAGAUUUGUUAGUGACAGAAAUACUAACGAGUCAAGGGCACAGAAACCGGAACUUAACGAAAAAUCUCAAAAUGCAUUCCUCGGUUUACGCGGGAUCGUAAAGGCAAUCGUCAAAAAUUCGAAUGCCAGUGAAGAGGUGAUGAGAACUGCUAGACUUUUCGCAAAUAUUGACGUAUCGAUGAAAUCUACCCAACAGUCAUUAGAGAAAUUAACAUCAGGAAUUACACAACUUCAAGAAAGAAACGUGCAAAUACUUAAUAGUUUGUACGUGAUUCCUCAAAUUUCUGAUAACUUGAAAGUUGAUGAGUUGAUAAAAACCUCAUCUAAUGAUGCCUAA
Molecule: messenger RNA, 377 nt
Organism: Acaulospora morrowiae
Lineage: Eukaryota; Fungi; Glomeromycota; Glomeromycetes; Diversisporales; Acaulosporaceae
Source: the annotation of a GenBank genome assembly